CCUCCCCUCUAAAAAUUUUUGAACCAAACAUACAAAAUUUUAUAAUUCCCUUCCCUCCCCUCUCUUCCUAAACCCUCAAACCGAACAGGGGCCAGGGGACAUACCUGAGGAUCUGUGUUCCGCUACCUAACGCUGCCGGAGAUAUGCAAUUGGCGCAGCGCAUUCCACGGCGCCGCUUCGUCGGAUGCGGUUUGGGAAUCCAAGCUUCCAUGUGAUUACCACCAGCUGCUCGAUUUCCUCUGUUUCUGUGUCUUGUUCUCUGUGCAGUGAAACAAUGGACCGCGACAUUUUAGAUGUACCCAAAGGAGAGAAUUGUCCACAGAGGAUUGUGACAUGUGAAUAUUGCGAGUUUUCUCUGCCUGCUAUUGAUUUAUUGGAGCACCAGGGAGUAUGUUGGAACCGAACAGAAUUAUGUCAUAUGUGCCAUAAAUACGUGAGAUUUCGAGAGUGUUAUGGUCAUGAAAGCAGAUGCAGUAGUGUUGUUAACAACGUUGCUGAAUCUUCAAGGUUUUGGGACCUUAAUUGGAGUGAAGCAGGGAGCCACAAAACAAGAGGACAUUUCGACACGAUUGAAGGAACAAGUGUGAAAGUAAUUGUUGAAAAUGAGGAGCAAGUAGAACUUUCAUUCACAAGAACAUGGGAUCCUUCACUUGAAGGAAAGCAAUCUCCUUUGCGAAUAGACAGAAGGUUUGUGAUGCUUCAUGGCUCCCCAGGAUUCCACUCUUACGCUAUUUUCGAGCAUUUGGAAGACUUCCCUGGUUUCAACCUUAACACCACCCGAAUCGCGUGCAUGCUCAAUAAAGACCUGUUUCAUUACAUGGCAAUAUCAGAUAACAGGCAAAGAUACAUGCCCAGGCCGGAAGAUCGACUGCCUCCUAGAGGUCAAGAACUGGAGUACCCUGAAGCCGUGCUUCUUGUUGAUCCUGUCGACCUGGAAUUUAAAGGAGAAGUGGAUGACAAAUACCAUUACUCAAUUGAGAACAAAGAUAAUAAGGUGCAUGGGUGGAUAAGCUCCGAUCCACCGUUGGGGCUCUGGCAAAUUGCGCCGAGCAAUGAAUAUCGAAAUGCAGGACCUUUGAAACAAGACUUGACCUCUCAUGUGAACCCGACCACCCUUGCGAUAUUCGUCACAUCUCAUUAUGCGGGAGAGGAUCUUCUACUCAAAUUUCAACCUGGCGAAAUAUGGAAGAAAGUGUUCGGACCAGUUUUUAUCCAUCUCAAUUCUGCUCCGGACCGGUAAGCUGUUAGAACAGAACAAAUAUUAUGAAUGUUCUUCAAAAGGGCAGUAAUAGUUGAAGAGGUUCACCAUGAAGACAAUGGAACUAAGAAGGCAAAUCGAGAUAUGACAGUCUGGUUCCCCUGGAGUUCGGAAAUCUCACUCUGGUUCGCGCCAAUCCCUUCACGGAAAUUCUUACCCGGGCGAUCGUGAUGGCGUAAGCACGUCGCAAGUCAGCUAUCAUACCGGUUAUUGCAUUUUGCACCAAUAAUUCACCAAAAGCAAAAAAUAAUAGACAAAUAGGCAAAAGAAAUAAAAUUCUUGUGUGGAGAUUGCAUUUACAAUGGAAGAAGCGUGGGAUUAUACAAUUCUUGAUGAAAAUUCUAUUAGGGGCAGCUUACAUUAAUCAGGUGAGCAUAUCAACGAGGCAUUUGGAUUGAGUUUUUAGGUGUGUUGCUACAUCACAAGCAAGUCAUCAUUCGUUCUCUUCCUUAACCAACCAUUUAUAUAUAAUAUAUAUGUUUAGCUUUUGUUGAUUUUAUACUCUUCAUUUCCUUGUACUACAGUCUAUGAGAUUUGGAAAUUAAGUAUUUAUUUUACGGAUCCA
Molecule: messenger RNA, 1823 nt
Organism: Andrographis paniculata
Lineage: Eukaryota; Viridiplantae; Streptophyta; Magnoliopsida; Lamiales; Acanthaceae
Exons: 14
Coding region: 185-1240 (351 amino acids)
Molecular function (GO): carbohydrate binding
Source: RefSeq, a predicted model, not a curated record